This is a messenger RNA of Penaeus vannamei (Pacific white shrimp), 1910 nucleotides long. RefSeq names its product ADP-ribosylation factor-like protein 2-binding protein. Gene Ontology annotation, biological process: positive regulation of tyrosine phosphorylation of STAT protein; maintenance of protein location in nucleus. NCBI's taxonomy places the organism in Eukaryota, Metazoa, Arthropoda, Malacostraca, Decapoda, Penaeidae. The record is from RefSeq and is a predicted model, not a curated record. Gene Ontology annotation, cellular component: mitochondrial intermembrane space.
AGUCAUUCAACAGACGUAUCGGCGAGAGGUUGCAUGGCGCAGUGCAUGACAGGUCCAAAUGGCAAAGUCAGCAGAGGACGGAGAGGAGGUGUUUGCUGUAGACGACUCUCAAGACACCCUGGAAUUGGACGUCCUUGUGGGCCACAUAGAGAACAUUAUUUUAAGUGAUGAAUUUGUAGCACUAAGGGAGAGCUUUAUGCAUGAACACUGCCACAAGUUUGAGGACACUGAGGAGAACAAACUGGAAUACACGGAUAUUUUCACACAAUACACAAAGUUGAUUGAAGGCCACAUAGAGAAUGAGUUGUCAAGCAGAGAAAAAGGGUUUAACAUGAAUGCCUUCCAAGAGUUAAUAAGCAAGAGUGAAGCCAUUGACGGAGAGGUUUUCGAUCUGUUGUUAACUUUCACAGACUUUUUAUCAUUUAAGGAUGCCAUGCUAGAGGCCAAAAAGAGUACAGAAGAUGGAUCUGCCAGAUUACUGGACCUGCUCCAAGUAACACGAUUGAGUUCUUAGAAGAAUGUUGAUAGGUGUUGGACCAACUUUUUAAAAUCUGUAAUUGGUGAUGAUAGAGUUUUAUAGGUGGAAGGGGGGAGAAAAAAAUAAAAUUAAACAUCUGGAUGUUGAUACUCUCUAAUGCCAAAAGCUGUAAGCAUUCUAAAAUGUAUAUUUCUGUAAGAAAAUGUCCCUUUCUCACUCCCUGUCCUAAUUUUGAAAUAAGUGGAGGAUUUUGACCUGCUCAUUCCACCCAAUGGCCACGUCACUGUUUGUAAUGUAUUGGGUUUGCUGUUGUGUUACUGUGAUAGGGAAUCAAAGAGGCAUAUGUUUGGAGCUGAGUUUAGUGAAAACUGUUGUUUUGAGUACUGGUCAGUACUAAUAGUGAAAUACCAAUGAUUCUCAAGGGUAAUGUUUACAAGGGAUGCAAGAUGAUAUGUAAAUCAUUUGCUGGAAUAUGAUUAUAGUGAUGCGCAGUAUAAAAAUAUAUGCUUAAACGUUUGCUUUUAUUUAAAAUGGUUUUGGUGUAUGUUGGUGUACAAGCUAUAUUUAUUUGUUGAGCAUUUACUUAGAUUUAAUUUUUUUUAUCAUAGCAUGGCAUUUCAUUAUGCAACUGCAAUAGAUAUUUCCAAAAUUUGUUUUAUUUUUUGAGUGAAAUAGGAAAUAACAAAAAUUCCUUUCUGAAAGCUCCAAAAACUUUUGAAACAUUAUGAUUUAAACCUCCAACAUAUUCCUUGAUAUUUUCUUAUAUACCAAAUGUCUGUGGCGUUUUAGCUUCUUUAAGAAAUCACAACCAAAGUCGAAGUUUUUUUUAUAAAAUGAGGUUAUUUUUUUUCAUCUAGGUAAGAUAAAUUGGUAUAAGAAAUUAAUUGUAUUGUAUUUAGAGUUAUCUUUAAUCUUCUCUUUGGUGUCUUAGAAAGUAGAUUAUCACCAAUUGUGGACCAUUUUAAGAGAACACAAAGUGUUAAAAGGCCUCUCAGUCACUAUACAAUAAAGUAACAAUUAUGUUAUAUAUAUGAAAAUAAAACUGUUGUAUUAUUAGAUAGUUCUAGAUGCUGUAACAAAUUAGCAACAAUAUGUUGUAGAUUUUAUAUUUUGUAAUUUCAUAUGUUUAUUUUCAUGUUGCAUGAAAAUUUGGAAGAGAUUUCAUCAUGCAGUACAAUUUGUAAUGAAAUGUAUUUAUUAUGAAUGAAUGCAUAUUUUCUUCUAUUUGUGUGUGAUUAAAUAUAUGCAUAGUGAUGAUUGAGGACCAUUUAUGUUUAAGUAUUGUCAGAAAUAGUAAUCUCACACUGGUUAAGUAGAAUAGUUGCUAUGUUAUGAUAUCAUGUAAGCUAAAUCAAGACAAUUGAACUAUGCAUUAAAAUGGGGAGUCUUAUUCAAUAAGUGAUGAACACAUUAAACUUUAUUUAAUGAGGUU